AACCGUACGCGCAUUGUUCGUGUGUUUAUAGAAUUUCAAAGAGGCAGAAAGUUGUUUUUUUUUUUCUAUUGAAACAAAAACACAUGAAGACAAGUUUUCGGUUCGUUUUGUUGUUGAAGAAUGAAAAUAUUAAACAAAAACAAACACAAUUUCUAAGAAAUAAACAUCAAAUUAUAAAACUCCCUAAUAGUGGUUUAAACCGUGUAUUAUUGCCUACCAACUCUGCUUUAGCAACAUUGAUUUUUGGGCAUUUUUUCCAAAACCUUAUUGAAAAAUAACCGGGAAAUUAUUUUUGUUUUGUGCUGCUACCAAGAUUGAGUGCAGUUUUUUAUUUAUACUCUCUGUUGUGAGUUUGUACUAAGUGUAUGUGUGUGUGUAUGUGUGUGUGUGGGAAUUUCAAUGAAAACUGUGAUGAACGAAAACAAUGCGUAUUCUAUAUAAACGAUUACACUGCUAAAUUCAAUGCAAUAACAACAACAACAACAACAUCAACAACGAAAUGGUGGAAAGAUCAUUGAGAAUACUAGCAUAACUACUACCAUUGCGAUUACAGAGCAAAGCAGAGCGACGGCGGCGGCUGCCAGCAACUAUAAUCUCUACCACCAACAAUAGCAAUAGCAACAACAACAACGAUACACUCUUCUCUAUCACACGAAUAUCACCAUACCACCAACAACAACAGCGACUACGACCAACCUACCACACAGCCAGCUAGCUAGCCAUCCAUCGCCCAUCAUCAUCAUCAUCAUCAUCGUUGUCGUAGCGUAGUCGUCGUCGUCGUUGUCGUUGUCGUUAACAACAAAAACAACAACAUCAUCAUUUGGUGUGUGAAUGUGAACGAAAAUCAUUGUCGUUGUUGUUUAGUGUAACGUUAUUUGUUGAUUGCACGUUGACGGGUACUGUGCGUGCAACGCGUUAUCGGGUUUUUUCGGUUUUUCAAACACAACUCAGUGCAGCACUCGACACGAUACUCGAUGACAAAAGAUCUCGCCAAAAGAACUUUUCUGAAAACAAAAAUUUUACUUUUCCAAAAAGAUCAAGCAAAAGGGCAAAUAGAAAUCUAAAAGUGUUUAUGAAUGCAAGUAAAAUUGAAAAAGCAAAAACAAAAGAUGAUUGUAAUGAAGAAAAUUUGAAUUAAAAAAAAAAUUAAAAUUCUGUUACAACAAAAUCUUGCCCGCUUACUGGAAACAACAACACAAUACAAUACAAAGGGAGAUCUGAAGAAAAAAAAACCAAAUUAAUAAUGCAAAAUUUUUUCAAACAUUAUGUGCCGCAAACAAAAGUGUCUUAAAUUUUUUUUUGCUAAAAUAAAAACAAAGUGAUUUUUUUUAAAUAAAAAUAAAAUAAAUUAAGCACAAACUAAGAGCACAAAUUAAAAUCAAAAAAAAAACCAAAAUUUAAAAGAAAUCACAGCAAACCCUUUUUAACUCACAAAAGCUUGCCAAUUUAUUAAAUAAUAAUAAAUUAAAUAAAGUGUGAUAUAAAUAAAAAAAAAAAAAAUAAACAACAAAUACAAGUGUUAUCUAACGCCUAAAUAGUUCCAAAAAAUAUUUUAAAUUUCUGGAAAUAUAAAAAAAAAAUCAUAUAUUUUCAAAAUUCUUUAACAAAAGAUUCAAAUUGGAUUAAAACUUUGUAAAAUUUAUCGCAUUAAAAAUAAUUAAAACAUUAAGGAUUUAUAAAACAAAAACAAAUUUCCAAAUAUCCUGGAUUUCUACUCAAAAAAAAACUCACGCUUUGGAUUACUCUUCUUUGCUUCAAUGCCUCAGCAACAAACUCCAGAUUAAGAUAUCAAUAACAAAACGAAGAGACAUGUGCUACAGAUAGAUAGAAAUAGCUCUCUGUUACUGUUUACCUAACACACCCGCAUUUAUUUUUACACACUCGGGGGAGAUUCUGAAAAAGCAAAAUCUUAAGAACAUCGACCGGCCAAGCAUCUUUUGUGUGAGUUUUUUUCACCCAAAACCCCCUUUGACGCCCCAGGACCCUUUCGUCAGAUCCUGUUUUCGCUUUUUAGCUAUUAACCGAGAAAGCUUCAUAAGGGCUUGCUCGUUGGCAUCACACCACUUUAGUGUACUCUACUCCUCCUCCUCAGCCAAGUUGUCAAAAUAAACUGUGACCUAAUGACUAUGGCAGAAGGUACUGACCCUAUGGGGCAUCAUGCGGCAUCCCAUCACCAUCACCACCACCAUCAUCAGCAGCAGCACCAUCAUCAUCAUCAUCAAUAUCAGCAUGAGCAUUCGUUGGCGCAGCCACCCUCCCAUCAUUAUGCACCCUAUACCCAUUUGCCCUAUGGCCUGCCUCACAAUCUGCCAUUGGCACUGAGCCUGCAACAACAGGCGGCGGCGGCAGCAGCCGCUGCAGCUGCAGCUGCGACACUCAGCAGUGAGAGCAACAACAAUAAUGGCAGCAGCCAUAAUGUCAGCAAUGAGAGCAACACAACCAACAGCUCAACCUUGCCCUGGAAACAAAGGAAGCGAAAGCGCCUCUCAGCCGUUUUGGAUAAAUUGCAUCAUCACAAUAGCAGCAGCAGUAGCAGCAACAACAACAACAACAACAACAAUAAUCAUAGUGCUGGCAUCAACCAUAGCAUGGAUCUCGAUAAUGAAUAUCAGAAUUUGAUCGAUAAGGAUGAUCUUAAGAAAGAGGCUAACAACAAUGAGGAGGAUGAAGAUGAGCAGUUGGAUGGCAAUGGGGCGAAUGAUAUGAAAAUGUCUCCGCGCGAGCGUUCGAGUUGUAGCGGUGAUGAGGCUGAAUCGACUGAGGAUAUGUCCAUAGGCGGUGGGGAGGAUAAUGAGGAUAGUCCUAGGGUUAGCAUGAGCCCUAUUCCCAUGGAGGAUCAUAACAGCAGUCAUAAUAAUAAUAAUAACAAUAACAACAAAAAUAUUAAUAGUAACAACAACAACAACAACAACAAUAGUAUUGAGGUUGAUGUUGAUACGCCCCUGCCUGCAGCGAAAUUCAUUAAGACAGAAGAUACCCAAAAUCCUCUCACCGUGGAUAUCAAGACUGAGCCACCGCAUAUGACCAACAGCCCCUAUGAUCGCUAUUUCCCCAUACCAUCACCCCUCUUCGGCUAUUACUUGCACACCAAAUAUCUCAAUGAAGUAUUUCGCAGGAGACAGGAUCUCCAUACCUCGCCCAUGCAACACACCCCCUCCUCGAUAGCCUCAUCACAAAUGGAUGAGACCUCACCCUCGUCCAAGGAACUCAAGGAGUUUAGCAGCAAAUUGGAUAGAUCUCAUCAUCACCAUAAUCAUCAGACGACGACACCUGCCGCCGAAUUCAUGCCCGCUUCAAAUCUAUCGCCUCCACACAGUGUGACCAUGGCCUUGCCCUCGCCGCCACGCAGUGAGACCUCCAUAAGUGAGACCACAGCGGCCAAUACUUCAGAUCCAGCCAUAAUGCCGCCGCCUCAGGAGAGGCCUUUGGAUUUAUCGGUGCGUAGUGGGGGCAAUACCCCCACAGGAGAGAUACUAGCCAGCGGAGGCGGUGGCAGUGGUAAUGGCAGCGGUAGUUCUAAGAAGUACAAAUCACCUUCCCCCUUGCCAGCCACCACCAUGAUGUUGCCACCCAGCCAGCAACCGAUCUCAGCGUCCUUGUCACCCUCAAGCUCAUCGGCGGCGCACAACAACAGCAGUGGCUCCAACCACAGUUCGGGUAGUGCAAAUACCCCCACGGUUUCCUCAGCGCCUGUUUCGCCCUAUGGCCUGAGUCAUGCUGCCGCCGCCCAUGCAGCAGCUGCGGCCGCAGCAGCAGCCAUGAUUAAGCUGGAAAUGCCCAUGCAUCCUCUGCAUCAUCAUGCCCAUAACUCGACGGUGGGAGUGCCUGUCAUAAAGGGAGAUGUGGCCUCGCCCACCACCAAGGAAUCGGUGGCCUGGCGCUAUAAUCUGGAUGUCUCACCGGUGGUGGAGGAAAUGCCCCCUGGCUCUGAUGUGGCCUAUGUGUGUCCUGUCUGCGGCCAAAUGUUCUCGCUGCACGAUCGCCUGGCCAAGCAUAUGGCCUCCCGCCAUAAGUCGCGUAAUCCCUCGAACGACAUUGCCAAAGCCUAUUCGUGUGAGGUCUGCAAUCGCUCCUUUGCUCGCUCUGACAUGUUGACGCGUCACAUGCGUUUGCACACAGGCGUCAAGCCCUACACCUGCAAAGUUUGUGGCCAAGUAUUCUCACGCUCCGACCAUUUGUCCACCCAUCAGAGGACCCAUACCGGUGAGAAGCCCUACAAGUGUCCCCAAUGCCCCUAUGCAGCCUGCCGCAGAGACAUGAUUACCCGCCACAUGCGCACCCAUACCCGCUACGAAUCGCAACAACAACGUCAGGGUGGCCCUGGCAUGAGUCCCAUGGGCUCGGAGAAUAAGUCCACCAUACCGCUGCUGGCCGACAUGAAAAUGAAUAUUCCCAUGAUGCUGAAAAACGAAGACUACACACGGACCUCGCCCUUGAACAAUAGCAUUGGUGCUUCUUUGCCCAUAGUGGUGAAGACGGAGAGUGCCUAGUUAAGCGCCCACGGUCUGUGGUAUGUAAACUCGCAAAGCUUUCGUUAUCGGGAAAGCUUUUAUGCUUGCAAAUGAUAUUAGUGGAGAACAAGAGAAAGAUGUGAGAUUUUAGUUUAAGGACUUGUAAUUAUUAGGAUUAUUUUUUAAAAACAGCAGCCCACAAACUUGCCACAUUUAUUUUUUUUAUUUUGUAGGAAAACAAAAACAAAAAAACAACAUGUAGUAAAAGUUUAGUUUUAAGUUGUAAGGAGAAAUAUUUUUUUUUUAUUUUAAGAAAACAAUGUUUUUGUAAGAAAAAUUACUAGAAAGACACAAAUAAUCGAUAAUCUCUCUGCCAAGACUGAGUCUAAGUUUAAAGGAAUAUUAAAAACAAAUGACCCCCCAACUCCCCCAAAAAAAGAAAAAACAA
This is a messenger RNA of Stomoxys calcitrans (stable fly), 4899 nucleotides long. RefSeq names its product hybrid signal transduction histidine kinase M (gene klu). Gene Ontology annotation, biological process: regulation of transcription by RNA polymerase II. The coding region runs from base 2121 to 4490 and encodes 789 amino acids. Gene Ontology annotation, molecular function: DNA-binding transcription factor activity, RNA polymerase II-specific; sequence-specific DNA binding. The transcript is spliced from 4 exons. Lineage: Eukaryota; Metazoa; Arthropoda; Insecta; Diptera; Muscidae. The record is from RefSeq and is a predicted model, not a curated record. Gene Ontology annotation, cellular component: nucleus.